AUGGGGCUAGCGGCGGCGGACGAGCUUGAGGAGGUGGAGGGGGUCCUACCCUUGCCUUCACCUCGGGCGGAGAGGCAGCGAGGUGGCCUGACCACGGCGGCGGGCGGCGGUGGCCUCCGCCUCGCUGAGCGGCCUGCCUCCGCACGAGUCCCCGCCCGCCUGCCGCCGCGCCGAGCAGCCCAAGCCGCCCGAGCUGCGCCAGUCCCCGCCGGCCUGCCGCUGCACCGAGCAGCCCGCACCGCCUUGGCCCCACCCGCCUGCCGCCACGCCGAACAGCCCGCGCCGCCUCGGCCCUGCCCGCCUGCCGCCGCGCCGAACAGCCAGAGGUGCGUCGGCCCCCACCCGCCUGCCGUCGCGUCGGUGCCCGCCCGCCGUCGCGUCGGUGCCCGCCCGCCGCUGGGCCCGUCGGGCGCUGGGGCCGCCUGCACCUCGACAAAGAGCUCAUGCACCCCGCCGUCGACCGCGUCCACCAGGAGGCCCUACAUCCCGCCAUGA
This is a messenger RNA of Panicum virgatum (switchgrass), 495 nucleotides long. RefSeq names its product basic proline-rich protein-like. NCBI's taxonomy places the organism in Eukaryota, Viridiplantae, Streptophyta, Magnoliopsida, Poales, Poaceae. The record is from RefSeq and is a predicted model, not a curated record. The coding region runs from base 1 to 495 and encodes 164 amino acids. The transcript has a single exon.